Molecule: messenger RNA, 4396 nt
Organism: Columba livia (rock pigeon)
Lineage: Eukaryota; Metazoa; Chordata; Aves; Columbiformes; Columbidae
Gene: RPGR
Product: retinitis pigmentosa GTPase regulator
Exons: 14
Coding region: 168-4244 (1358 amino acids)
Source: RefSeq, a predicted model, not a curated record
CCGGCCGGCAGGGGGCGCUCCCUCCCGCGCCACCGGCCAGCUCCCCGGCCGGGCCCGCUGCCGGCGGCGGCGCAGCCGGCGGGAGCGGGGCCGCGCUGCGCUGCUCUCUAUGGCCGUUGCCCGUGGCAGGGCCUGUGUUUACUUCCGGCCGCCCGGCGCCGCCGUGCAUGGGGCGCGGGGGCGGCCGCCCGCCGCCAGCUGCCAUGGCCGAGCCCCCAGAGGAGGACGAGCUGCCGGUGCCCGAAUCAGGUGCUGUUUUCACAUUCGGAAAAAGCAGAUUUGCAGAAGAUAUUCCUAGCAAGUUCUGGUUCAAAAAUGACAAGCCUGUACUGAUAUCGUGUGGAGAUGAACAUACUGCUAUUGUUACAGGGAAUGGUAAACUAUACAUGUUCGGCAGUAACAACUGGGGCCAAUUAGGACUAGGAUCAAAGAACACUGUCAGCAAACCAACAUGUGUUAAAGCUUUAAAACCAGAAAAAACAAAACUUGCUGUUUGUGGAAGAAACCACACUUUAGUUUACACAGAAAAAGGAAAUGUGUAUGCUGCUGGAGGUAACAGUGAAGGUCAGUUGGGAUUAGGUGACACAGAGGAAAGGAGCACAUUUCAUUUAAUUAGUUUUUUUACCAACCAGCACAAGAUCAAACAGCUGGCAGCUGGAUCAUACACGUCAGCAGCAGUAACUGAGGAUGGGCAGCUUUUUGUGUGGGGUGACAAUUCGGAAGGUCAGAUUGGCUUGGCUGAUGAAGCUUGUGUCAGUGUCCCUUGCCAAGUGGAUGUUGGAAAACCUGUUUCCUCUAUAUCCUGUGGAUAUUAUCACUCUGCCUUGAUAACAGGAGAUGGUGAGCUCUAUACUUUUGGAGAACCUGAGAAUGGGAAACUGGGAUUAUUGCCUGAACAGCUGAAGAACAAUAGAGUCCCACAGCCUGUACCUGGAAUUAUGGAAAAGGUUAAUAAGGUUGCUUGUGGUGGAGAACACACAGUGGUGCUAACAGAGACAGAUGUGUAUACUUUUGGACUUGGACAAUAUGGGCAGCUGGGACAUGGUACUUUCAUUUUUGAAACUUCAGUACCAAAGUCUGUGAAACACUUGAGGAGGCAUAAAAUAUGUAACAUUACAUGUGGGGAAAAUCAUACUGCUGUAGUUGCAGAGAAUGGCCUCAUGUUUACUUUUGGAGAUGGACGACACGGCAAGUUAGGACUUGGAGAAGAGAAUUAUACAAAUCAGUUUGAUCCCACUUUAUGUUAUAAUUUCCUGAGGUUCACAGUCCUUUUGGUUGCUUGUGGUGGUUGUCACAUGCUAGUUUUUGCUGCUCCAAGACCUGAAGGAUCUGAAGAAUUACUCUUAGAAGAUUUAAAUGAGAGCCGUUUGACUGCUACUAUCACUGAAAUGAGUGGGGACUCACUACUCACAAACACCUUACAACUAACAUCAGCACGAAUGCGGCGUCGAGAGAGGGAAAGGUCACCAGAACAGUUUAUUCGAAUGGCACGAAGUCUGCCUCCACUGGGAGAAAGCUGCUUAAAUUCUUCAUUGCCUGUGACUAGCAACACUAGCCCACUCUGUUUUUCUGCAACGAGUCUUCCUAAAGCUGAACCUAUGAAAGACAGAGACCAUGGAAAAGAAAAGAAUCCUCAAAAAGAUAAACCUGGUGAAGGCUCUGCUGAAGAAGAUUCAGAUAAUGAAAAUAAUGACAGAAAUCUUGGAGAUACAACUGACAUCCUAAAUAUGACACAUGCAAUGAGAUUGAAUCCCAGUGACCAGUCCUUGAAAUUAUCACCACUCCAAAAACAAAAGAAGAACAAUAAAAAUGUGAAACUGAAAAGAGAUGGUAAGGGUGGGCUGAAAAACAAGGAUUCUGAUCUCAUGAAGGAGGGCUCAAAAUCAGACUUUGGCUCUUUACAAAAGCAGUCUUCACUUUCAGAGCUACCAGAACAAGAUUUAGAAAAACGUAGUGCCUUUGUAGGGAAGCCUGUGGCCAAAAAAAAUACAAUGAAAGGUAAAUCUGAGCAUUCACAAAGUGCUAGUACUUUGAAAAGUGGUGUUCAACGAAUUACUAGGGACAAAUGCAGAUUUGUGAAAAGGGAAAAAGAACAUGUGGAAAAUCCAGAAUUUGUCAAAGAGAGUGUAACUGAAAAACAAAUUCUGAAUGAAAAUACAAAUUCUUCCAAUAAAAAGUCAAAAGCUGUUAAAUCUAAGCAAUCUCUUAAAAUAGAUAUACUUCCUUCUGCGUCUAGGGAUCAGCCCCAGACUGAUUCGUUCAUAGUACAAAAAUACAGUCCUGUUAAAAAGCAAGGUAGUCAAGAUGCAAUAGAAAGUCAAAACAAAAUAAAGGAUGUUGUUGAAAAAUCUGAUAAAUGUGAAAGAAUAUGCGUCAGAGGAGACGAAGGUAGUAAAGAGCAGAAAGGGUUUAAAAGAAAGGAUCCGUUUUUGAAACAAAUAGCUGUAACUAUGUCGUCAUCUUCAACUGAGGAAAGUAGUAAUGAUCUUGCAAAAUACAGAUUUAAGAGUAGGGGAAAAGAAGAGAACUACUAUGAAGGCAGAGGGGUCCAGAAGGCAAUGAAAACAGUAGAAAAAGUAAAAGAAAUGGACUUAGAAAAAGAAGACAGUGAAACUGAGGAGAUGCAAGCUCCACAAAAUGAGAAAGACUGUGUUGAAGAGACUGAUAUAAAAAGCCCAGAUGAAGAAGAAACAAACACUGAAGCUAAAUCUGAUGAAGACAGAGAGUUAGAAAUUAAGAAUGAGGAGGAAUCUAAUCAAGAGCAGGAGAGUGAAGCCAGUGAAAAGGGUGAAAGUGGAAAAGAAAAACUGCAUGAAACAGUUGAGAGUGAAGGUGAACUAGGGGAGGAAGAAGAAGGGAGUGAGGUUAAAAAAGACAGAGAAGAAGUUUCAGUAGAAAGAGAUGAAGACAAAGAGGAAAAAGAUAAUGAGGAAGAAAGUGCAAGAGAGGAAUCACAGGCUGAAAGAGACACUGAGAAUGAGGGUGCAGAAGAGGUUGAAGAGAUUAAUCAGGAAGAAGGCAAAGAGCAAGGAGAUGAGGAAGGCAGGGUGAUGGAGGAAGAAGAAAAGCUGAGUGAGGGAGAAAAGGAGGAUACGGAGGAGGAAGAGGAGUAUGCAAAAGAGGAAAACACUGAAAAAGACAAGGAGGAGCAUGUUAAAAGUGAGGGAAGAGAUGAGUGUGAGGAAGGAGGUGAAGAUAGAGAGAAGGAGGAAGAAAAAGAGGUAGAGGCAGAAGAGGAAGGAAAUUAUGAGAAGGAAAAUGAAGGAGAAAACAAAGAAAAGGAGAAUGAAAAAGACAAAGAGGGUGAAGAGGAGGAGUUAGAAGAGUCAUUGGCAGGGAGAGAAGAAGAAGAGGUAUCCAAAGAAGAACAGGAAGAGGAAGAUGCAAAUAGGAAGACUACGGAGGUGGAAGAAGAAGGAGAAGAGGAGGAGGAUGAAGUGGAAGAGAAAAGAGAAGAGGAAGAGGAGGAGGAAGAAGAAGGAGCAGUGGGAGAAGCAGAUGAGGAGGAGGGGGAAGAAGAUAAAAACAAGGAAGAAGAGGAGUGGGAAAAUGAAGAAGAGCAAGGGGAAGAAGAAGACGAAGAAGAGGGACCAGAGGCAGAAGAAGAUGAGGGAGCAGGGGAGGAAGAAGAAGAGGGAGUUGAAGAAGAUGAGGGAAAAGAGGGACUAGAAGAAGAAGAGGGAGAAGAAGAGGGAGGGGAGGAAGAAGAGGGAGAAAAAGAGGAAGAGGGAGGGGAGGAACAAGAAGGGGAAGAGCGAGAGGAGGAACAAGAAGGGGAAGAAGGAGAAGAGGAAGAGGGAGGAGAGGAAGAAGAAGGGGAAGAGGGAGAGGAGGAACAAGAAGGGGAAGAAGGAGAAGAGGAAGAGGGAGGAGAGGAAGAAGAAGGGGAAGAGGGAGAGGAGGAACAAGAAGGGGAAAAGGGAGAGGAGGAACAAGAAGGAAAAGAGGAAGAGGGGGAAGAAGGAGAAGAGGAGGAAGAGGAUGUGGGAGAGGAGGAAGAAGAGGAUGAGGGAGAGGAGGAAGAAGUAGUGGAAGAAGAAAAAUCAAAAGGUAAAAAAAAAAAUUUUAGUAAUAAGCUUCCUCAGAAGAAAAGCAAAACCAGGGAGCCAGAGAAGACAAAAAGUGCUGCUUUCCCAAACAGCUCUAAACGAAGAAUAAAGUCUAAACAGCAUGUAGCAAAUGGUUUACAUAAUUCAGAACAAUUUUGGAACAAUGUGCUACCUCAUUAUUUAACACUCAAGUAGCAUAGACUGCUGGAGAUGCAUUUUAAGCCUAUUCAGGAAACUUUGAUGCUAUGGCAGAUUGAUUUUUAUCACUUAAUUUUUUUUUUUUAAUGUAGUCAAAAUAUAUUAUUAUGCAUAUGCUGAAAGUGCCAAUUUAUUGAAAAACACUCUAG